Molecule: messenger RNA, 5377 nt
Organism: Grus americana (Whooping crane)
Lineage: Eukaryota; Metazoa; Chordata; Aves; Gruiformes; Gruidae
Gene: BDKRB2
Product: bradykinin receptor B2
Exons: 4
Coding region: 99-1244 (381 amino acids)
Biological process (GO): smooth muscle contraction; neutrophil chemotaxis; G protein-coupled receptor signaling pathway
Cellular component (GO): membrane
Molecular function (GO): bradykinin receptor activity
Source: RefSeq, a predicted model, not a curated record
UAGACUCAUUCAUACAACAGAAGGAGCUUGGCUGUUCCCGGAGACUUGUUGCUCUUCGCUCAUUUGUACCUGCUCAGUGGUGAAUUUGCAGUCAAGAAAUGGUUUCUAUCACAACUGAAAAUGUUACACAAUUUUACAACAUCAUGGCUAACCAGGAGCUCACAGUCACUCCGGCAAAUUUCCACAAUAAUUCAGGAGUGCAUCAGCUGCAUCGAUAUGAAUGUAUUAAUUCAGAUAUAUGGAACUGGCUACAGGAUUUUCAGCCUGUAUUCCUCUGGUUUAUAUUUACUCUGGGAGCAAUAGAAAAUUCCUUUGUCCUCAUCGUCCUGUGUUUCCACAAGAGUCGCUGCACAGUGGCCGAAAUUUACCUAGCAAACAUGGCUCUUGCUGACCUAAUGUUAGUGUGUGCUCUGCCUUUCUGGGCCAUUAAUAUUUCUAAUGAGUUUCAAUGGCCUUUUGGCUUGUUCCUCUGUAAAGCUGUCAACGUAAUGAGUAACAUGAACUUUUAUUCUAGCAUUUACUUCCUGACACUCGUGAGCAUCGACCGCUAUCUGGCUCUGGUGAAAACCAUGUCUCUUGGACGGAUGCGACGAACUGUCUGUGCCAAAUGGAAUAGCUUUGUAGUCUGGAUGUGUGCGUUGCUCAUAUGUUCGCCUACAAUGGUGUUCCGAAAUUUACGUUACUACAAACAAUACAACAUCACAGCCUGCAGUCUUGUUUAUCCAGCCAGCUACUGGGAGCCUGCAAACAACUGCUUGCUGAAUAUCAUGGGCUUUGUGAUCCCAGUCUGUGUAAUUACCUAUUGCACUGUGCAAAUCAUCAAAGCCUUACGAAGUAGUGAGCUACAAAACCUGAAGUUAGUCCAGACAGAAAGGAGAGCCACCAUGCUGGUCCUUGCUGUGCUCUUGCUGUUCAUCAUUUGCUGGCUUCCAUUCCAGAUCAGCACGUUCAUUGACACAAUCCGUUACUUCACACCCACUUUCAAAUGCCUGGAAGAAAUCAAUGACGUACUGACCCAGCUAGCUACGUACUGUGCCUUUAGCAAUAGCUGCCUGAACCCAGUCCUGUAUGUAAUUGUUGGGAAGCACUUCCAGAAGAAGGCUGUGGAAUUCUACAAGGACUUGUUCCCAAAGAGGUGCAGAAAAUCACAGUCUGUGCAGAUGGAAAACUCCCUGGACACUUUAAGAACUUCUAUUUCAAGUGAAUACCCAAGGAAAAAAUCUGUUUUUCCACUGCCACGAUAGGAUAGCACAAUUUGUUCAUUACAAGAAAAAAGCCUUUUAACAUAUCAGUCUCCACUAAUAUCCAUCUGCUACUGGUCCACAGAAUAAAUGUGUGGUAGCAUUCAUCAUCUGUGGGAAACCAACGAUUUGAUGUUAAUGGAAACUCCAUAGAGAGACCUGCUUCUAAUGUUAUUGGGCAUUUUUCAUUAUUGAAUCCUACUUUGUAGCGUAGUUACAUUUUCAUGGCUGAAUAAUAUUUGAUGCAUGCAUCAUUUGAAAUGUUUGCAUUUCUAAGGUGUACAUACAUGUACAUACAGAUCUCUGAAUAGAGCUCCAGCAUAGAAGCUAUUGUCAAGAUUGUGCAACUACUUAUGGUACCCAUACAGUUUGUUAGACUAGAUUUUUGGUAGGAGGAGCUUGUAUUUGAAUAAGUUCUAGUAAAUAAAUCCUGUAGGACUAUUAUUCAAAUGGAUUUUUUGGUGUGGCUAUCUCCUGGGCUUUUACUUUAUGUUCAGUCAUGCAAAACUAUUUUGAUUAUUUGAUUGACAAGCUGUGCCUUCUUGCAACUGCUCUGCCUCUGCUAGUUACAGGUUUACAUCAGCUUGUAUUUGAGGAAAGUAGCUCAAAAAGGGUAUAGCAUGAGCAGAAGGAAGGCUGCAGCCAUCUGUGUGAAGUUAGCUGAGUUUUCUUUGUAGCAGGAGGUUUUUUACCUCUUCUGUAUUGGGGUAAAAGCAUUCACUUCCUCCUUUUGAGUGAGCGAAUGUUAUUUACAUUCCUACCUACACUUCAGCUCAGAGACUUAGUUUUUAAUAUUCACAAAGCAUAAUAAAUAUUUGUAAUGUUAUUUAAUGGAAACAUGAAAGUUCAGCACAACUGGUAUGAUCUUACAAGUAGAAAAAACCGAGAAUAUGAAGGAGAGCAUCCCCUAACUGCCUUAGAAAUCUAACUGAAGCUAAUAGGAGUCUCGAAAGCUCAGAGUAUUCAAGAAUGGCGGUUUUAGACUCUAAUAACACCUACAUUUUAUUUGUAGAGUUAAUCUGAGUGAUUUUAAUACAAGAUAGCUUUUCCCCAAUUGGACUGGAUUUAUGAUCUAAGUUGAGUUUACACAGAAGAUAAACUCAUAGUGUAUUGAAUUGUCAGUAUGCACUUUUACCUCUAGAACUCUUGAUCAAAAACUGUGUUGGAAAUGAUAUAAAAUCUUCUGAAACUAACAGAGCCUUUGCCCUUUUAAAAGCACUUAAGGUUACAGCCUUAAAACCACCAAGGGAAAUGGAGUUUGGUGACAUAAGUAAACUCAGACUGCUACUGCGUGGUCUUUAUUCAUCAGAGCUUGAAUGGAGCAAUAAGGUGCCCUUUAAAAUGGGAAAUUUGUAUUAAACCUUCAAAUAAUUAAACCCAAAAAUACUCUAGAAGUGUGCAGAUGUUCUAUUAAAAUGAUAGGAUUUAGAUCACUGUAGAUGAUUUAUAGAUAGUUUCCAUAGAUUUUCUUUAAUAGUCUAGUAUAAUCCUAUGUCAUAAAUACUUCUAUUGCUCAUUCUUUAAAUUGUCCAAGAUACCUAUGAUGAAACACUGCAAGGCUUUCUGUUAUUUCCAGUGUUAUCAAUACUGUCUCGUUCACAAGCAUGCUGUUCAUGCAGCCGUUGAAUAAAAGGAACUCCAUACAGAGGUUAUUGAGGCAAUGGAAGAGAUUUUUGAGUAUUUGGUACUGAGAAAUAAAAUAUUAAAAUGUUAUUAUAUUAAUAUGACAUUAAUUUAAAUCAUGUAAAUAUAUAGACACUAUUUUGCUAUGCAGUAAGCGUGUACAAGAGAAAAUAAACUACUUUAAGAAAUGAGAUUUGCUGGCAUUUUCUUCUCUAGCUCGUAUGCUGUUACGCAGGAAUGACUUCUGACAAGUGCAACUGCUGCAGGUACUUUCUUUCACUUCCCAUUGUAGCAAAGUGAGAUGAAAGCACAGAAUUUUGGCUACUUUCAAAGCUUUGGGUCAGCUUUCUUUUCAGCGUCCAUUUGUGAGUGGUGCUGACCACCCCCAGUCCCUUGGGAAGUUAAAGUCUGAAUUAAGGCAGCUAAGGAUACUGAAAUCUUUCCAGCAGCGCUCCUCUGCCUGCUCAUAGCUCAAGGUCCCAUGAAAUAGCAGACAUUACUUUUCUUCGUGAGGACCUGGGGUGCACAAGAGCCUAUAGGUGCAGUUUGCACCUCUGACUAAAGCCUUUACUCUUCUCAAAGCACACAGACACCGGCAGCAAUGGAAACCCAUGCACCAGCCUCUGCAGACCGCAGAACGCACAGUGGUGGUUCACAGACUGUUUAAUUCACAUUCCUGCCACUUUCCAGCACGAUCACAUGUUGUGCAGUAUUGGUGUGUGCCGUUUAUGCAGGUAACAAAAACCCCCAAGAAAUAAAGUGCAAUGUCCCAACCUACAUCUUUUCUGCUGGCAGUUUAGAGUCACACUCAGAUGCCCAGGUCUGUCCCGCUCUCACGGAAACAAGGCAAUGAAACAGUCCGCUGGAGGUGGCUGGGGGCCAUUGCCAGAGGGACAGCAAGGGUAUCAACAGCCAGUUGAUAUUCCUGCAGUAGGUACAGGCAGCAAUAAUUCUCAUCUUUUCACUGUCUGGUUUUUCAAGUUGAUUAUUGGCUUCACUUGAAAUGCAAAAUUAACAAAUGCUCUUAGCACAAAUGCUGUUAGCUUGCUGUGGACAGAACAAGGUUGCUCUUUUUUAGGCAGGGUUUCUGUGGAGAAGACAGGAUCUCGGUUCAGGUGUCCCCAGUCCCCAAGCAGUACUUUAGCCUUUGAACCAUCCUUUCACUCUGUUCUUCCAUCAGUACACUGUGGGUUUCCAGCCUGUACUGACUCCUUCCACACUUUGCUGUUUCAGCCUCUGUUAACCGUAGUUAGCAGAGCUUUAUUAUUACUGCACUGUGAUGCAACCAGGAUCACUUAUUAGGAAGUGUAAAUCACUGCACCGAGUUUAAGCUCUGCUUAGCAACAACUGUCUAUAGUAUAUGUAAAGAAAUCCAGCCAAGCUGAACAAAGAAUUUUACAUCACAGGGUCGCAUCAGAAAACUUUUCUCCUGUUCCAAAGCAGAUGAACAGUUAUAGCCCAUAACUAUGUUGAUUUGCAAACCAUUUCAAUAAAGAAAAUCAAACUUUAAAUCAUACUGUUCCGAAAAGAUAAUUUGUUCAGAUCAUUAAAGGCUCCAGCUAUGUUAAGAGGAGGAUUUUUAAUGGCCGAGUCAGAAAGCUGGAAACCUUUUGGAUUUCUGCCAUUUGUCUGCCACGUAAUGUGUGUAAUAAUUGAGCAAACAGUCUUACCUCUGCCUUCAUCAACAUAUUUGUUUAAUCUUUCUGAUCAGAGAGGUCCAGUUAGCAUUUGUCAAUUCCUAUGCAGCUCUAGAGAGUGUGUACUUUUUGCAGGAAAGUCAACAUAGACAGAGUGGCUGAAGAUCACAUAAGCUUAAAACAUAAACUAAUGUGCUGCGAGUAUCCCGAGUUGAAGGCACUACGAGACAGAUAUAAAUAGUCCACUGCGCAGACCCAGGGCGCUGAGCGAGAGACUAACAGCAGUUCAGCAGAAAAGGAUCCAUAGAUUAAAAGUUGACCAUAACCCAGGAGCGCCAUGCUGUUUCCACCUUGAAGAUGUAUGUGACAGCAGUCUCGUUGCUGGCAGUUUCAGCUGCUGAUUUUCGGUGUGGACAGCCAUUCAAGGCGCCUACUUUCAUUUAUCCUCCAUCACCCGGGAUACUUUCAGACCCACUGAGAGGAGCCUCAUGCACGCUCUGGACAGGAGCACCCUCCCACAGGAGUAAUCAGGUCACUUCUUUCAAACCGGCUUGUGAACAGAGUUUUGCUGCCAGAAAUGUUGGGGGGUGGGGGGAGGAAUAUGGGAAAGAAAAGGUGACCCCUUUGCUUCCCUGAAGACCGGGCUUUGCUGGAUUAGUAGCAGCCCCUGAAGCUGCUCUGCCUCUGUGGUUCAGCUGGACACUUCUGCUCGAACCUAGCCAGGUUUCUUCUGCUCAACCUCUUUGAAGGAUCUUCUCUGUCUCCACUGGGUCUACAGACAUGGAAAUGAAUUCUGCGUUUAAGUCUGUUUCUGCAGCAGCACUUACCAAGCUGCACACACAGUACUGCGUCGUAUCCCAAAGCACCCCAGCGUAC